Molecule: messenger RNA, 1326 nt
Organism: Camelina sativa (false flax)
Lineage: Eukaryota; Viridiplantae; Streptophyta; Magnoliopsida; Brassicales; Brassicaceae
Source: RefSeq, a predicted model, not a curated record
CGAGAGGGUUUGAAAAUGCGAUAUAAAGCUCUGGGAACAGCAAAACACUGACCGAAGAUGGAACAAGAACAACGAUUGAGAAAGCGAGGUGUUGUGAAUGAUGAUGAGGAUAGGUUGAAUCUAUUGCCCGAAGCUUUGAUUCUGAAAAUUCUGUGUUUUCUUCCUACAAAAACUGUCGUAACCACGAGUGUUUUGUCUAAACAAUGGCGGUCUCUUUGGAAGUUUGUGCCAAAUCUCGAGUUCAAUUCUGAGGAUUGCGAAAGUGAAGACCUUUCAUUUUCAGAGAUUGUUUCCAAGUCUUUACUUUCACACAAAGCUCCGGUUCUAGACAGUUUUCGUCUCCUGUUUGGAUCAGAAGAUGUUAGUUUCGUAGAUGUUGGACUUUGGGUUGGCAUUGCGUUUGCUCGACAUUUGCGUGAAUUGGUGCUCGAUUUUUAUCCUUCAGGGAAAGAGACCUUCACAUUUCCUAGUAGCUUGUCUACAUGUAACACACUCGAGAGUUUGAAACUCGUGUUUGGUUUUACUGUAGAUAUACCUUCUCCGGUUCUUAUGAAGUCUCUUAGAACCCUGCACCUUGAGUUUGUGAGCUUCAAAGAAGAUGUAUCUGUCCGUAACCUUUUAUCUAGCUGCCCUGGUCUUGAACAACUGAUAGUGUAUCGAGGUGAAGAUUGUGAUGUUGAGAUUUUCACUAUUGAGGUCCCUUCUUUGCAGAGAUUAAAGAUUCAUGAUACCAAUGAUGGAGCUGAGUUUUGGGGAUAUGUGAUAAAUGCUCCUUGUUUGAAAUACUUACACAUUGAAGACUUGAGAUGUCCAGGGUUUUCUCUGAAUGCGCCUGAGCUUGUGGAAGCAAGUAUCGUUGAAGCUAUAUCUAUAACCAAUAAGAAGCUUCUUGGAUCUCUCACUUCUGUCAAACGUCUUCUAUUGCAUUUGUCACCCUUGAGGAAAUAUAAUCAUGUUCGUAGUGAUAGUUUGGUCCGCGGCAAAUGGAAUGAGCCAAAGUAUGUCCCUGAAUGUUUGUUGUCACAUUUAGAGACAUUUGUGUGGAAAAGAUUUGGUUGGGGAAGAGAGGAAGAGAAAGAAAUAGCUACGUACAUUCUAAAGAAUGCAAGACGAUUGAAGAAGGCACAUUUCUCAACAAUUCCCAUUGAUACGAAAGAGCUCAACAAGUUGAGAGAGAGAAGUAAGGUGCUCAGCGAAUUGGAUGGUGUGGUCAGGGCUUCAAAUUCAUGUCACCUUGUGUUCAAAUUCGAUGCAUCUGCUUAGGUAUCAGACUUUUCUUAGUACAUUGAGCCUCCUGAUUUAACUGGUAAGUGGGAUUUAGAUCGG